AUGCCAGAAUAUCCCAACGCCAAGUUCCCAGGAGUAGUAGUAUGGUCCGAGAUUUACAAUGUGAGCAUUCCCAAGCACUAUCAUCUGGGUGACCGCUCCCUCAUCGUGGGGCGGGACAACCCCCACCUCUCAUCCACUUACCUCCAACUCCCUAUCACUCAUCCCGCAGGUGACCGGUCCUGUCCUUCGCUUCGCCAACUCGAUCGCUUCGCAGGGAUACAUCGUCGCAUGCCCAGUUGUCUUCCACGAAUUCACAGGUCCUGCCGCGCUCGCCUACGAUGUGCCGGGUACGGAUGCUGGAAACGCCUACAAGGUCAAGAAGGUCCUGAGUGCCUAUGACGAGGAUGCCAAGAAGGUACCUUCGGAGAGCUCUCUACCAUGCGCACAUAAACUGACAACAAAUCCUCUGUAGGCGGUCGACCUCUUGAUGGAACACAAAGUGAGGCCUACACGAUAGUAACGGCUUUCGCUCAUCGCUGAUCCAAAUCUCUCUCGGAUCUGCAUGGACAGAACUGCAACGGUCGGAUCGGAACGACAGGAAUGUGCUUGGGUGGCCACUUGGCUUUCAGGGUAGGUGAUGGCUACCACGGUCACUCAGACCUCGUCUGUAGAUGUCUGUUCUGACGUACCGCUCGCCUCCCCUCGCACAGACCGCACUCGAUCCUCGAGUCUUGGCCUCGGUCUGCUACUUCCCUACGGGCAAGUGAGAUCGGUCUCUAUUUGAACCAGAGGCGCAUAUGCUGACCAAGAUGUGCUUUCUACUUUGAAUCAGAUAUACACAAUGGCGCAUUAUCCUCGACAGGCGACGACUCUCUCGUCCGAGCAUCGAAGGGUGAUCUCAAAGGCGAGGUCGUCCUCAUUUUCGGAACUCAAGAUGGCCAUGUCGUCAGUCAGCGCCUUGCGCCUCUAGCGAACGAGCCAUGCAUAACCAUCCCUUGAUUGUCAUUCUACAGCCGCUUGCGGGACGUAACCUAAUCCGCGAACAGCUCAAUUCCGCCGGGUUGAAGAUGACGUUCCUCGAGCUGCAAGCGAACCACGCCUUUAUCCGGGACGAGCUUUCGAAAGUAAGCAGAUCGGCGACGAGAAGCUCAAUCAAGGCGGACGAUACUGAUGUACCAGUGGGUCCUCACGUUUGAACUCACAGGGCCGGUUCGAUGCGGCGAUUUCCAAAGUUUGCUUCGAAUUGUUGCUCGAGACGUUCGGGCGAACGAUCGGGAGGGAUCUGGGCGAACGGGUGGUGCAGAACAAAGGAGACGAAAAGCUCGUUUGUUGA
This is a messenger RNA of Microbotryum saponariae, 1273 nucleotides long. The record is from the annotation of a GenBank genome assembly. Lineage: Eukaryota; Fungi; Basidiomycota; Microbotryomycetes; Microbotryales; Microbotryaceae.